Maniola jurtina (meadow brown) is the source of this 1172-nucleotide messenger RNA. RefSeq lists its product as uncharacterized. Bases 171 to 1124 code for a protein of 317 amino acids. The record is from RefSeq and is a predicted model, not a curated record. The transcript is spliced from 2 exons. Lineage: Eukaryota; Metazoa; Arthropoda; Insecta; Lepidoptera; Nymphalidae.
ACAUAGAAAACUGGAGUACCCGCGUCAGUCAUGUAAUCGCCACGAAGUAAAAUGGAUUACGGAAAUAUAGUUUGUGCCUAAUUUAUUUCCCUUCGCCCUCUGAACGUUACAGUGGCGAACGAGGAUUAGUUUAAAACGAGGAGUGCGUCUGUGUCGGGUUAUCCUCCAUCAUGUCGAUCGGAAAAGUGAAGGAAUUCGAUAUAAAAAGCGGGGUGUGGUCGUCAUACGUCGAGCGGCUUGAGAUGUAUUUUACAGUUAAUAAUGUUAAGGGUGACCUCAAGCUACCUACGUUGAUAGCGGUGAUGGGAGAUGAGGCUUACGAGCUUCUAGUCAACCUGUCCAGCCCAAAGAAACCGUCAGAGUUGAAAUAUGAGGACGCAAUCGAGUUAUUACGUCGGCAUUUACAACCGGCUCCUUCAGUUUUGGCAGAGAGAUUCAGAUUUAGACAGAGAAGACAGGCGGCGGACGAGAAUAUAGCCAGCUAUGUCGCCGAGUUGAAGAAGUUGACGCGCCAUUGUAAGCUGGGGGAUAAUUUGAACGAGAACCUGCGAGACCAGUUCGUGUGCGGAUUGAGGAGCGAUCUCAUCCGACAAAGGUUGUUCGCGGAGGAGGAAACGAUUAGUUUCGCCAACGCGGUGAAACUCGCCAACUCGUUAGAGGCCGCGGAACGGGACGCGGCGGCAGUGGACACGGCGGGAGCGGCGGAGGCCGCCGGGGCAGCGCGCGGCGCGGACGGCGCCGCGGCCGCGGCCCUCCAUACGAUGGCCGGGACGGAGAACGGGCGGUGGCGGCGGUCGGCCGCGCGCGCCCGAAGUGUGCAGGACCAGAGUGCGGCGCGGAACGGCGCGGGAGCGCGAACCAGGAGCAGUGUGAAGGGGACAGGGUACCGUUGUAAAGGUUGCACGUCCACGCUCCACAGCUAUGAAGCCUGUAGAUUCCGGGAUUACGUGUGCUCCCGGUGUCAAUCCCGGGGCCAUAUUCGGCGCGCCUGCGUUCAGAAGGCCGGCGCUGGCUCGGGAAGGUUCAAUGCGGUGCACUACGGGGACGCGGAAGGAAUAGCCAGUGAGGAGGAAAUGGAAAGUGAUUUCCACCAUCUCUGUUUGAAUGAUUACAAGGCGGUAUAAAGAACUGUUUAGCGGCGGUCUGGGUCGGUACUCCGGAGGCAAGGCAAC